Molecule: messenger RNA, 714 nt
Organism: Closterium sp. NIES-65
Lineage: Eukaryota; Viridiplantae; Streptophyta; Zygnematophyceae; Desmidiales; Closteriaceae
Source: the annotation of a GenBank genome assembly
AUGUCUCCGUCUGCUGCAUUCCCUGCUGACCGACCCCAGCAUUUCCCCUGCACAUUCCUCCUACGUCUCCCUCCCCCUAUUCCCCAACUCCCCUCUUCCCUGCCCCUCCUUUCUGUCGCCACAGCUCUCAGCUUUCUGUUACACCCUCCACGCUCCACAUACAGAGAGGUGACUUUUGAGUCGACUCAAACGUCACCUCCACGCCCCACACACACCACUCACCCCAGUCCUCUCUUUCUUCCUCCCACACCUCCCCUCACCCACACCCCAUUCUCAUCGCCCUUGUCCCCCCUCUCCGCCCCUGGGCGCAGGUACGGCAAGUACAAGCCUCUCACCGAGCCUGCCAAGUGCCAAGCAUGUGGCAAGAGGAAUGUGAAAGACGCAUACCACGCCAUCUGCAGAGCAUGUGCGCAGGAGAAAGGGUUGUGUGCCAAGUGCCGGCAGCCCACCAAAGAGAUCGUGCAAGAUGGAGCAGCAGUGCGGGAGAAUGAGAUGAAGCAACUCGAGGAGGCCCUCGGGAGGCUGAGGGAGAGGGAGAGGCGAAGCUUGCUGCGUGCGGUACGUGCUUGUCUUUCCCCCUUGCUGCGUGCGGUACGUGCUUGUCUUUCCCCCUUGCUGCGUGCGAUGUGCCACUCUGCUUUGCGUGCUGCACGCCCUCGGGAGGCUGAGGGAGAGGGAGAGGCGAAGCUUGCUGCGUGUGAGCCUUCCCCCUAG